This is a messenger RNA of Lethenteron reissneri (Far Eastern brook lamprey), 10088 nucleotides long. Its product is annotated as mucin-5AC-like. Gene Ontology annotation, molecular function: protein binding. Lineage: Eukaryota; Metazoa; Chordata; Hyperoartia; Petromyzontiformes; Petromyzontidae. The record is from RefSeq and is a predicted model, not a curated record. Gene Ontology annotation, cellular component: extracellular matrix.
UCGAGUGUGAGUCCGUGAGUCUCACAGUGUGAGUCUGUGUUAGAGAGUGCGUGUGUCUGUGUUACAGAGAGUGUGUGUGUGUGUGUGUUGGUCAGCGUGUGUUGGAGUCUGCAUUUCUCAUUCACCACUGUGAGAGCAUCAGGCUCGCAGUGAAACGCCAAGAUGAGACUGCACUGGGCUGCCGUCGCUCUGCUCUGCUUGGCUGUGCUGAACGCGGCGGCCUCCAACAACCAGAAGGAGACUUCCACCCCGACUGCAGCAGCAGCAUUGACCCAAACAGCUUCGCAAGCAGCAAAGGAGAUCAAAGCGAAUAAGGAGAGUGACGUCACAAAGACAUCCACAGAUGCCAUGCCCAAUGUGAAGACGACUGGGUCAGUGGCAGCAGCCAAAGAGGAUCCUGGCAAGAACAAGACGUCGUCAUCGUCAGCCGAGAAGACGGACGACAAGAGCGAGACCAAGACGUCAACGUCAGCUGACAACGCGGACGACAAAAGCAAGAACAAGACAUCAUCAUCGUCAGCUGAGAAGACAGAUGAAAAGAACCAGAACAAGACAUCGUCAUCGUCAGCUGAGAAGACAGACGACAAGAGUCAGAACAAGACGUCGUCGUCAUCGUCAGCCGAGAAGACUGACAACAAGGGCCAGAACAAGACAUCGUCAUCGUCAGCUGAGAAGAUGGACAGCAAGAGCGAGAACAAGACAUCAUCGUCAUCAUCAUCGGCCGAGAACACAGACGACAAGGACCAGAACAAGACAUCGUCAUCGUCAGCCGAGAAGACGGACGACAAGAACCAGAACAAGACAUCGUCAUCGUCAGCCAAGAAGACAGACGACAAGAGCCAGGACAAGACAUCGUCAUCGUCAGCUGAGAAGACAGACGACAACAGCAAGAACAAGACAUCGUCAGCAGAGAAGACAGACGACAAGAGCCAGGACAAGACAUCGUCAUCGUCAGCUGAGAAGACAGACGACAAGAGCAAGAACAAAACAUCAUCAUCGUCAUCAUCGGCCGAGAACACAGACGACAAGAACCAGAACAAGACGUCGUCAGCCGAGAAGACGGACGACAAGAGCCAGAACAAGACAUCGUCAUCGUCAGCCGAGAAGAUAGACGACAAAAGCCAGGACAAGACAUCGUCAUCGUCAGCUGAGAAGACAGACGACAAGAGCAAGAACAAGACAUCAUCGUCGUCAUCAUCGGCCGAGAACACAGAUGACAAGAACCAGAACAAGACAUCGUCAGCCGAGAAGACGGAUGACAAGAGCCAGAACAAGACGUCAUCAUCAUCAGCUGAGAAAACAGACGACAAGAGCAAGAGCAAGACAUCGUCAUCGUCAGCCGAGAAGACUGACGACAAAAGCCAGAACAAGGCAUCAACGUCAGCCGACAACGCGGAUGACAAGAGCAAGAGCAAGACCUCCUCACCAUCGCCAGUGUCGUCAUCAUCGAAGGCUGAGAAAAAACCUGACCAGAGCCGUGCUGAGGGUCCCGGCUGGUGCUCGCUGUACGGGAUGGGGCAGGUGCGCACCUUCGACGGCUUCCACUUCGCCUUCUCCAGCGCCUGCAACUUCGAGAUGGUGCGCACCAGCGACGCGAGCGAGGGGCACGUGGCGGUGCUGGCGCGGCGCUCUGCCGGGGGGCGCCUCGCCAGCGUGGAGCUGGCGGCAGCCGGGAGCCGCCUCCAGCUGCUGGGAGACGGUGCCAUCGACGUCAACGACGAGCACAACGUGACGCUGCCGUACGUGGGCGGCGCCGUGCAGGUGGAGCGGCAGGGACUGCAGCUCCGCGUCGCCUUGCGCUCGCUGGGGGUCACCGUCUACUGGGACGGGCAGGGCGCACUCAGGGUGGAGUUGGAUGCCCGCUACCGCAGCAAGACGUCCGGACUCUGCGGAGACUUCAACGGUGUCGCCGAGUCCACAGAUCUACUCCGAGAGGGGGGAGUGGGGCCCAUGAGCGUCCACCAGCUGGUGAACGCGCACCGCGUGAACGACCCCGGUGAGCAGUGCCCCUUCAUCACCGCCGCCAACGUCACCGCGGCCUGCCCACAGCGCGAGGGGCUGUGCCGAUCUCUGCUGCGCUCCGUGCUUGGUCGCGGCGCUGGCGAUGACUCCACCACCACCACCAGCUCCACGCUGCUGCUGGAGCUGGUGGAGCCGUUCGUGGCGGGCUGUGCGGGCGAGCUGUGCGCCUGCUCCACCUCCUCCUCGUCCACCUCCUCGUCCACCUCGUCGUCGUCCUCCUCGCGGCCCUCGGCGUGCUCCCCGUGCUCGUCGCUGCGCGCACUCUCACAGGCGCUCGUCAUCGCCGGGGGGCGCCCAGCCGAGUGGAGGAGCCCCUCGCUCUGCCCGGCCCCACGCUGCCCAGCUGGCCGCGUCUUCUCUGAGUGCGGCUCGGCCUGCCCCCCAACCUGCAGGGACCCGGGCAGCGACGCCGCCUGCAGCUCGCGAUGCACCUACGGCUGCUUCUGCCCCAACGGCACGGUAGUGGACGAUGUUUCCCCGUCUGGUCGCUGCGUGCCGCUGUCCAACUGCUCGUGCGAGUUCAACGGCAAAGUGUACCGCGCCGGAGCGGUGCGCACCUCACCCUGCCGCAAAUGUGCGUGUGAGCGAGGCCAUUGGAGCUGUACAGAGCGGCCAUGUGCAGCCACGUGCGUGGUGGACGGGGGAUCCCACGUGACCACCUUCGACCAGGCCGAGUUCCGCUUCCACGCAGCAUGCCGCUACCUCCUGCUGCAGGCAGGAAACUGGUCCCUGGUUGGCUCCUUCACUCAGUGCGGAGCCACGGAGUCAGAGACCUGCCUCGACUCCAUCCUCACCACCAACGGAAAGGAGUAUAUCGAAUUCUUCAGCGCGAGCGUCGUGAACCAGGGCGAGGACCUCCUGCCCCUGCCCUACAUCACAGACUCGGUGGAGGUCCAGCGGGUGUCAUCGAUGUUCGUCGAGGUGCGGCUGCUCCUGCCACCCCCCCAGGGCUCCACCUCCUCCUCCUCCACCUCCUCCACCACCUCCUCCUCCACCUCCUCCUCGUCGCUCCUCCUGCAGAUCCGCACGGAGCCCACGCUGCAGAUGUUCAUCACGGCCAGCCCGGCCCUGCGCGAACUCACGCGCGGCUUAUGCGGCAACUUCAAUGGCGUCGCAGGCGACGACUGGCGCUGCGCCCAGGGGGUGCUGCAGGCCACGGCGGCCUCCCUGGCCGACUCGUGGGGGGUCGGCGCUGGGGGGGGGGCUCCUUGCCCCCCCGCGCGGGACGCCCUGGCAGAGCCGUGCGCUGCCAGCGCCAGCACCGCUGGCUUUGCCGAGCGGUGGUGCUCGCUGGUACUGAGCGAGAAAUCCGCGUUCGGCGCCUGCCACGGAGACGUGGACCCAGCACGCUUCUACACGGCGUGCCGCUACGAGGUUUGCACCGGCCAGGACGCGGCCGCGUCGCUCUGCUCGGCGCUCGGCUCCUACGUGGCGGCCUGCAGCCUCGCAGGUCGCGCGGUGGACGCGUGGCGCCAACUCGUGCCCAUGUGUGACAAAGCCACGACCACGUGCUCCCCUGGCCGCGUAUUCUCCUACCGCGUGGUCACGUGCUCUAACCGCACCUGCGCGUCACUCGCACGCGGCAGCGUCGAGGGGACGGCAGCUUCGUCCUCAGCUGCUCGGGGGCGUGGCCUCGGCUGUGGCUCCUCCUCCUCCUCUGCUGCUAGUGCUGCUAGUGCGGUGGGGGUGGGGGGGGUGGAGGGCUGCGUGUGCGCUGAGGGCACCUACGAGGAGCCCGAGGGGGGGCUGUGUGUCCCUGCCAGCAGCUGCCCCUGCGUGGGGGCAGCGGGGAGAAUUCUGCCCAGCGGGCAGUCCGUCAGGAUGGGGGCCACCCUGUGCACGUGUCAGAACGGGGUGCUCGACUGUGAGAGACCUGCACAGGUGGACAACGGCACGUGCUCCGCUCCGCUGGUGCGCUACAACUGCACGGGGAAGGCGACGCCGGCACAGGGAGUGGGGUGCGCCCCGUCGUGCCAAGGGAAGCUCACGCGGACCCCCUGCCUGAGUGUGCGCUGUGAGCCGGGCUGUGGGUGUCCCCGGGGUCUGCUGGCGGACGGCGUGGGGGGCUGCGUGGCCUCCCGGGAUUGCCCCUGCAGCCGCAACGGCCGCUCCUACAGCAGCGGCGGCACCGUCACUAGCAAGUGUGAGAAGUGCACGUGCCGUGGGGGCCAGUGGGCCUGCCAGGAGCGCCGCCAGCAGCCCUGCCUCUCCACGUGCUCCGUGUUCGGCGACGGCCACUACAGUUCCUUCGACGGGCGCCAGUUCGUGUUCGACGGCUCCUGCGAGUACGUCGUGGCUCAGGAUUACUGCGGGGAAGAGCAGCAGCAGGGCACGUUCCGCGUCAUCACGGAGAACUUGCCGUGCGGAACAUCUGGGACCACUUGCUCCCGGGCAGUCAAAAUCAUCCUGAAGGAUGUGGAGAUCUAUCUGCACGACGGGAACUACUCCGUGUCUCGCGUCGGCUCCUCCGUCGCCACGUCUCCCGAGCGGCGUCACACCGUGGUGACACGCGGCCUCUACCUCGUCGUGUCCACGGCGGUGGGACUCACGCUCACGUGGGACCGCAGGACCAGCCUGACCCUCUCCCUGCCGGCGUCGUACCAGGGCCGCGUGUGCGGCCUGUGCGGCAACAACAACGGGGACGUCUCGGACGACUUUAAGGGCCGUGACGGGGCCCGAGUCGCCUCCGCUGCGGCCCUGGCGAGGGGCUGGCGCGCGUCGCCGUGCGGGGCAGCCGGCGCUCCUCCUCCCUCCUCCUCCUCCUCCUCCUCGUCCUCCAGCUCAACGGCGUCGGUGGCGGUUGCGGUGGAUCCAUGCCGCGCCAACCCGUACCGCCAAGUGUGGGCACAGAGGCGCUGUGCCGUCAUCGGGAGCGACGCCUUCGCCGAGUGCCACGCGCAGGUGUACCACGUGCCGUACCUGGAGGCGUGCGUGCAUGACGCGUGUGCGUGUGACGCUGGCGGCGACUGCGAGUGCGUGUGCACGGCCGUGGCCGCGUACGCGCGAGCCUGCCGCGACGCCGGCGUCUGUGUGCAAUGGAGGACUCCCGACAUGUGCCCCGUGUUCUGUGACUUCUACAACGAGGAGGGGGAGUGCACGUGGCACUACAGCGCCUGCAGCGCCCUCUCCGCCAUCUGCCCCACGGCCCCCGGUGGCAACCUGAGCAGCGAGCUCAACACACUGGAGGGCUGCUACCCGCGCUGCGUCAAGGCUCGCCCCUACUGGGACGAGGAGGCCCACCGCUGUGUGGCGCUGCGUGAGUGCCCCUGCUACGUGGACGACGUCCGCCUCGAACACAACGCCACCAACGUCGUCAUCGCCACCACCACCACCAGCGGCAAUGUUGCCGUCGUCAAGACAUGCGACUGCAUGAGUGGUGUCCCCCAGUGCAGAGACCUCACCUCCACUACUCCGGCUGCUCCCACAAGCCCAGCGGCUCAGUUGUCAUCGGCAAGUCCCACCAAACCAGACUCCGAUCAUUCAUCAGCCAGUCCCACCAAACCAGACUCUGAUCAUUCACCGGCAAGUCCCACCAAACCAGACUCUGAUCAUUCAUCGGCAAGUCCCACCAAACCAGACUCCGAUCAUUCAUCGGCAAGUCCCACCAAACCAGACUCUGAACAUUCAUCGGCAAGUCCCACCAAGCCAGACUCUGAUCAUUCAUCGGCAAGUCCCACCAAACCAGAUGUGGCGCACACCACGCUGUCGACCAGCCCCUCGCCAGUGUCUGGCAAGUCUCCGGCGUCAACCACGGUGAGGAAGACUCCUGCGACUCAGGAAACGACCGCCACCGGGAGCUCCCCGGGCCUCACGACGUUCACCUCCAACGUGGCCUCGACGGAGCUCACCGUGAAGCCCGCCGAGUGGACGCCCUGGCUCAACGUGUCCGUGCCGACGCCGGACAAUGAGGGGGACAUCGAGACCAUCGAGAGGAUCAGGAACACGGGCGUCGACGUCUGCUCGGAGCCCGUGGGCGUCCAGUGCCAAGCCGUGAUGUACCCCGGCCGGGACAUCUCCACGCUGGGGCAGAAGGUGAUCUGCGACCGUCUCAUCGGCCUCAUUUGCCGCAACGCCGACCAGAGCGGGAGCAAGCCGCUCUGUCUGGAUUACACCGUCAAGUUCUUCUGCGGACCGGUGACCAGGCCGCCGCCGACGAGGCCGACCGCCGCGACAUCUUCCGUCGCUCCGGGAGUGUCGUUGAGCUGGGUUACGACUCCGCCUUCGUCGGACGCGAACUCCACGGAGCCCGACAUCAAGCCGGCCGAGUGGACGCGCUGGUUCGACGUGGACGCGCCCACACCGGACAACGAGGGGGACAUCGAGACCAUCCAGAAGGUCAGGAGCACGGGCGUCAGCGUCUGCUCGGAGCCCGUGGCCGUGCAGUGCGAGGCCGUGAUGUACCCGGGCCGGGACGUCGCCACGCUGGGGCAGAAGGUGAUCUGCGACCGUCUCGUCGGCCUCAUCUGCCGCAACGCCGACCAGAACGGGACCAGGCCGCUGUGCCUCAACUACGCCGUCAAGUUCUUCUGCGCCCAACCGACCAGGCCGCCGACGACGACGACCACGAAGCUGACCACCGUGGUGACGCCGUCCAUCGCUCCACCCGUGUCGUUGAAAUCGGCAUCAUCCCCGACCCCAGCGGACAGAUCGCCGGGGGCCCCGGGCCUCACCAAGACGACCACCACGGUGGCCGGGCCCACUCCUGCCGCGUCCACGGAGCUCACCGUGAAGCCCGCCGAGUGGACGCCCUGGCUCAACGUGUCCGUGCCGACGCCGGACAACGAGGGGGACAUCGAGACCAUCGAGAGGAUCAGGAACGCGGGCGUCGACGUCUGCUCGGAGCCCGUGGGCAUCCAGUGCCAGGCCGUGAUGUACCCCGGCCGCGACAUCUCCACGCUGGGGCAGAAGGUGAUCUGCGACCGUCUCAUCGGCCUCAUCUGCCGCAACGCCGACCAGAGCGGGAGCAGGCCGCUGUGUCUGGACUACACCGUCAAGUUCUUCUGUGGACCGGUGACCAGGCCGCCGCCGACGAGGCCGACCGCCGCGUCAUCUUCCGUCGCUCCGGGAGUGUCGUUGAGCCCGGUUACGACUUCGCCUUCGUCGGACACGAACUCCACGGAGCCCGACAUCAAGCCGGCCGAGUGGACGCGCUGGUUCGACGUGGACGCGCCCACGCCGGACAAUGAGGGGGACAUCGAGACCAUCCAGAAGGUCAGGAGCACGGGCGUCAGCGUCUGCUCGGAGCCCGUGGCCGUGCAGUGCGAGGCCGUGAUGUACCCGGGCCGGGACGUCGCCACGCUGGGGCAGAAGGUGAUCUGCGACCGUCUCGUCGGCCUCAUCUGCCGCAACGCCGACCAGAACGGGACCAGGCCGCUGUGCCUCAACUACGCCGUCAAGUUCUUCUGCGCCCCGCCGGCCAGGCCAAAGAUGACGACGACGACGACGAGACCGACAUCACCGUUCACGGCGGUCUCCCUCCCGGGAAGCGCGACGACCGACGCCAAGUGGAGCAGCAGCGGGGCGACUUCGCCGCAAACUCUCCACCCCGUCGCCACCCUCAGCCUGGGCUCCAGCCGCGUCACGACGGAGUCCGUCACGGCCCUGUCCGGGCCCUCUCCCUCCCUCCCCGCCCCGAGCGCGGAGACUCCUCCUCCGGCAGACGAGUGGACGCCCUGGCUCGACGUGGACUCGCCGACGCCGGACAACGGCGGCGACGUCGAGACGAUCGAGAGGAUCCGGAGCCGGGGGUUCGACGUCUGCGCGGAGCCGGUGGCCGUGCAGUGCCGGGCCGUGAUGUACCCCGGCCGCGACGUCUCCACGCUGGGCCAGGCGGUCACCUGCGAGCGUCUCGUCGGCCUCGUCUGCCGCAAUGCCGACCAGAGUGCCGCCAGUCCGCUGUGCCUCAACUACGCCGUUCGCUUCCUCUGCAGGGCCAAGUCCAAUGUCACGACCACGACGCUGCCCGGCACGCCAGCAGCUUCAGCAGCCACGACUCUGUCUCCGGCGACGGUCUGCAAGGAGUUGGAGAGGCCUGUGACGCCGUGCGUGUCGCUGUUCGUCGACUCGUGCACGGGGGCCCAGCGAGCCGUCACCGCGGCCUGCGACCAGAGCGCCGCCGCCGGCAAGGAGUGCCCCAAGCGCGGAUCCUUCGCCGUCGCCACCACGCGGCCCGGAGAGUGCUGCCCGCACUACCAGUGUGUUUGUCCGGAGGACUGUGCGGUGCCGGCGUGUUCGCCGGGCAGCGUUCUCAUGGAGCUCAUGGAGAGCAGCGCUCAGAGCAGCUGCUGCCGCAACUACGAGUGUGUGCUUCAGCCUUCUCCGACAUGUGAAUACAACGGCAAGAUGUACCAGGUUGGGGAUCAGUGGAGCAAGGACAACUGCUCCUUCCUGGAGUGUGCUGAGUCACAGGGCUCCGCGUUGCUGAGCGAGCACCGCAUCACCUGCCUGGAGCCCCAGUACCCACACACCUGUGCAAAUGUGAGCGUGGUCUAUGAUGUCCACGGGUGCUGCAUCACCUACAAGUGCAACGAUGAAGCCCCCCAGGAGAUCUGCCAGCCCCAGCGCGUGUGGACGCUGGUCAGCGUGGGCGGCUGCAGCAGCGAGGGGCCCGUGGAGGUCACCAAGUGUGUGGGGACCUGCAGCUCGAGCAGCCUGCCGAACCCGUGGUCCUCCUCCUCCUCCUCGGUCUCCACGGCGACCGCCGCUCCACCUCAGCUGUGGCGCAGCAGCUGCUCCUGUUGCCGGGAGACGAGCGGCUCCGGCUACGUCACCGGCACCGCCACCGCCACCAUCACCGGCACCGCCACCGCCGCCUUCGUGUCGGUGCCGCUGCUGUGCCCCAACGGCACAGCGCUGAGCGCCAGCGUGGCCGUCGCUCAGCGCUGCCGCUGCGUCGUCGCCGACUGCCCCGCGCCGUGAAAUGUGACCUCGUGACCCCGUGAGCCCGCGACCCCGCGACGUGACCCCGCCCACCGUGACCUAAGCACGACCACGCCCCCCUCGUGACCUCUGAGCGACACACACACCAGCCCCGUGACCUCUGAGUGACCCACAAACACACUAGCCACGUGACCUCUGAAUGACCCCCACACACUCACACCACCGCCGUGACCUCUGAGUGACCCACACACACUCACACUCUCCCCGUGACCCACACCACCACCACCACCGAUCUGACAUGUGUGCGUCUCUGUGUGUGCGUCUGUGUGUGCGUGCGUGUGACGACGAGGUGAUCUUGGCGAUUACGAUGAGUGCGCGUGCGUGUGUGCGUGUGUGUGUGCGUCUGUGUGUGUGCAUCUGUGUGUGUCUGUGUAUGUGCGUCUGUGUGUGUGCGUCUGUGUGUGUGUCUGUGCUGUGUGUGUGUGCGUCUGUGUGUGUGUGUCUGUGCGUGCGUGCGACGACGAGGUGAUCUUGGCGAUCACGAUGAGCGUGUGUGUUCCAGACUGUGGCUCUUUUCAUUCAGUCAGUCAUUCACUCAUCAAGUCAGUCCACUCGUGACAUCAGUCACUCACUUGUCCAUCCAUUCAUUCACUUGUCCACUCACUCAUCCAUUCAGUCACUUGUCCACUCACUCGUUCAUUCAGUCACUUGUCCACUCACUCGUUCAUUCAGUCACUUGUCCACUCACUCGUCCAUUCAGUCACUUGUCCACUCACUCGUUCAUUCAGUCACUUGUCCACUCACUCGUCCAUUCAGUCACUUGUUCACUCGUCCAUUCAGUCACUUGUCCCCUCACUCGUCCAUUCAGUCACCCAUGAACCCGCGAUGCCCCGCCGUGAAGCCACGUGUUGGAGAGUUACACUCACCACAACCACAACCACUGCAGCACAACCACAACCACCACCGCAGCACAACCACCGCACAACAAACACCACCACCACCGCACCACAACCACCAUCACCGCUGCUACCAUCAUCAAUGCCACCUCCACCACCAACGCCGCUUUCAUCACUGGCGCAGUGCCAAUACCGACACCACCACCGCCACCCCCGUGUGUGUCUCUGUGUGUCUCACUGUGUCUCACUGUGUGUCUCUGUGUGUCUCUGUGUGUCUCAGAGUAACAAUAA